UUCAUCGCGGCAACAAGCAGCGAGUAAACAGUCCCACUGAAUGUUCUGAUAAAUUGUCAGGAUGUCGCUAGACGCCGAGUUUCAGCCUUGAAUGUUUCAUGAUUUUUACCAUUUAGUGUGACUCGGGAGUUCACGUUAGAUACUAUACAGACGCAGAAAGUGUUGAAAAAAGCUUUAAGAAAAUUUAAACAGUACAAUGGCAGCUGAACGCUAUGGUACCUGUGCUACGUUAAGAUGAUAUGCUAAGCUAAGUGCUAGCAGCGGCUACAUUCAUUUCUUCUUCUGGGAUGAUAGAGCGCAGCGCGAGCUCCUUCGGACAUGGCUGCAGGAGCUUCCGGCGGCUCGUUCGAGUCCACUAUGGACCGGAGGUUCCGAUCUGUCACAAACACGAUGGAUUCAAUUCAAGGACUGUCAACGUGGUGCAUCGAGAACAAGAAGUACCACAGCCUGAUUGUACGACACUGGAUAAAGUGUGUGAAGAAAUCCGACCCCUCACAGAGGCUCAAUCUUAUUUACCUGGCUAACGAUGUCAUUCAGAAUUGUAAAAGGAAAAACGCCAUCGUUUAUCGCACCGCAUUUGCUGAGGUGCUUCGGGACGCCUUCUUGCUUGUCAACUAUGAAGGUGACCCUAAGGUAAUUAAAUCAGUGGAGAGGAUACUGUCCAUCUGGGAAGAGAGGGGAGUGUAUUCGGGGACACUCAUCACCGAGCUGAGGAGUAGUUUAGUCAAAGAAGAGUCUCCUCCUGAGACGCCCGUGGAGCAGAAAACUCCAGUUGAUUCAAAAGCAGAUCUACGGUCCAAAGUUGUUGCUGAGUUUGUGCCCCAGGCACUCCUAGACCAGCUGUCCAAGUACAAGAGAUCUGUGGAGGAUGUCGACCUAAGAGAGAAACAGCUGGCAGCUAUGAGGGUUGACAUCUGCAGUACUGAGGCCCUCAGAAAACUCAAAGACAAAGCCGGAGGAAAGAAGUUCUCCAAGGACUUUGAGGAGGGGAGUGCGCAACUGCAGGAGUUCGUAAAGUUCCUUGAGAACGAGAGUAAAACAGGUCCUCCUCUCUUAGAGGCUCUCAGCAACGCAGAUAUCUUCUACGAGAUGCAGUACAAGGAGGUCAAGAUUGUUGCUAAUGCCUACCAGACGUUUGCAAACCGGGUGUCCCAACUGAAGCGUAAGCUGGACGCCCUGAAGACCAACUUACCAGACCUAGACGAGUCACCAAUCCCUUCACCCUCUGCAGACGCCCCAUCUCCAACGGGCUCAGAGUCACCUUUUCAUGGCAUGGAAUUGGCUCAACCCGAUCCAGAUCUCGACGGCUCUGCUAUGGAUGACGAGGCGGAGCCACCAGCCCCGAGCCCCCUGUCCUCACCUGGAGGAUCCCCCAGGCAGAUGGAGACCCUCGGGGAGAGUGACAAACUGGAAGUGGAGGAUAUGGAGCUCUCUGAAGAAGAAAUGGAGAGCGGAGGGAUUAUAGUCGAAGAGCAAAUUGAGCACCCGACCCACCCAGAGGUGUCUCCUCCUGUCCCUGUGAAAACAGAGCCAUCAGUGGUAACAGAGCAGCCCUUCUCACAGGCCCCGCCUCCCGUAGCAGCUCCCACAUCGGCCUUGGAGAGUGUCGACCUGGGUAAAAUCGGCUCCAUCCUCAACAGUUUAAGCUCAGUCAUGAAGAGCUCAGGACCAUUAGUGGAAAGUCCUCCUGCAGCUGUGAAGAGCACACCUGCUGCCUUUGUGGCUCCCCAGGAGGCCAGUUCACUUGCAAACCUCCUCUCCAAGGUGGAUGUUAGCCCUGCUGAUAUCCUCGGUGCUCUCGCAAAAGUGCAGGGCAAAGGCGGCAUUGAGGGGAUCACUUCAGUUCUGAGCAGCCCGGCUGCAAAUGUCUCCUCAGACUCCUCCAGUACAGGCAAGAUUCUUCCCUCCCCCCCUCCCUCAUCCACAUCUACAUCAGCAGCAGCCACUCAGAGCCCGUCUCUCUACUCUGUUGCAUCCAUGCCUUCUUCACUCAGCUCCACCAUACAGCAGAGCACAAGCUCCCAAGCAACCCCUCAGGCUGCAAACCCGGCCUCUGCCCUGGUCCAGGCUCUCCACAGAGACAUGGACUUAAUCACAGAGCCAGAACUGUCCUCUUCUUCUCAGAGCUUAGAGUCUAAAAUCCACAGCUUCCUUCAGGGGAACUCUGCUUUCAGUACAUUUGAUCUGGGGCUUCCUUCACAGCCGGUGCAGGCAGGGGAUAACCUCAGCCCAGUACCUGGGCCAGACACCCAGGAAGGGACCCCGGUGCGUGACGAGGGCGGAGGCACCCCAACUCAAGAUGAAAUCAUGGACAAGCCUGCGACGGCCCCGUUCUCUUCCGGCACAACGCAAUCAUCAUCUGUCGGAGAAACUUUUGAAACAGCUUCUAUUGUGUACCAGAACAGCAGUCAGCAGAACCCCAACCCUUCACAACAGCAGGCUCACCUGCAGCCAGGUGUGGCUCAGAAUGGACAGGUCUACCAGCCAUACCAAUAUGGCAAACAGGAGUUGUCAGGGCACGGGAUUACUGCACCUAUUGCACAUUACCAGCAGAUUUCUGGAGGAUCAGUGCCUGGAGAAAGAGCCCCAGGCGGUGCCAGCAGCACACACACAGUCGACGGCUUUCAGGCGGUGAAUGAGAGGAGUUGGUACGGGGACAUUUACCCCAAGGGAAUCUCUCAACAACCUGGAGGCUACAAUCUAGCGAUGCCUGGAGAGAACCAGACAUCAUCACUCUAUCCCUACCAAGCAGGGGCAAAUCAGAAACCUCCAGAAGUCCAGCAGGGUUCAGCUACAUCCUCUGGUUUCUUCACAAGCCCCCUCCCUCCUGUCCCAAAGCUCCCUCCUAUUCUUCAUGGCCUUGACACCUCCAAUGCCGCGACAAACAGCUCAAUGAUUCCCAUUGAGCAGCAGCAGCGGAUGCCCCUCCCGGACACGGCAGAGAUGAUGCGACCCAGAGCAGACAGCGUCAUCAGUGGGAUGGUGGUCCACGACCAUCAACACAAAUCCCUGUUUCAUCCAGACGAUCCGCCAUAUGAUCGAGAUCAUCCUCGCCCUCCUCACCCUGACGACCUGCGCUACCACGAGGACCCUUGCUAUCAGGAAGCUCCUUUCUUUCAAGACGACCCUUACCACCACCCAGAAGAUCCAUAUUACAGGCCGGGCAGCCCUCCACGCCACUACCCAAGAGUCCAAGGCCGCCUCGAUCCCCCCCUCUCACCCUCAGAGGAUCCUUACUACGCCCACGAGUACCAACACCACAGCCCCCAACCCCCCCACUACACUCCGAGAAGACCACCUCCACCUCAUCAUCUCGAGAUCCGUCAUCCUGGUCAGCACCAUCCACAUCGGCCUCCCCACCCAGCACACCAUCCUCGCCCGAGAGGCCCGCCACGCCCGCCGUUCCCCGGAUUCCAACGUGGCCCCGAUCCGAGGUUAAGAGGCAAACGUCCAGGUCCGAGGGGAGGGGGUCCAGCUGGUCCAAUGUUCCUCCCAAAAAGACCCUUUCUGCCCCCGAGGUACUGACGGGACUCGUAGCUUUGAGCUUUUCAAGUCACUGUGGACAUCAGGACAGCAGGGAGAGGAACUCUGUGUCCAACUGAUGAGAGUGGAGAAACGGAGGUGGGCCUUGGCAGACAAUGAAAUCCAAGCUACCAGAAGAGAAAUGGAGAAGAACAAAAGGAUGUUCAGAAAGUUGAGGAGCACGAGAGACAACAUGCGGAGGUGUUAAAGAAACCGGAGGUUCUGAGAGAGCUGCUGAGCCGAAGAAAGAAGACAGAAGAUGAAAGAAAAUAAGAGGUGGAUAUAUAUAUAUAUAUAAUUCACUUUUUGUGUUAUUUGCUCUAGUGUGAAGCAUUGCAUUAAAUAUGUGAAUGAGAUACAGUUCGACACAGGUCAAAGUGCGUGUGUGCAUGCGGUCAAGUUUAAGUCAACAGGUUCGAGAAUUUGACUUUGAAGAUUAUUUUUGCUAAGAGUAACAAAAAGAAUGUAGUCGAUGCAACCUUCCUGCUGUUAUUUUAGUUUCUCCGUGAGCAGUUUUUACUGCUUUUCUUCCACAUCAGCAGUAUCUCAGUAACUCCUGCUAAAAACAUCGAUUUGCUUUCUCACUUUGAGUCGCAAGAACGGAGUGUAUGUCAUAGACUUUAUGUUCCGAGGUAGCAUAUUUUAUGGUAAUUAAUUUCACUGUUCCAACUUCCGAAUGUGAUACAUGUGAAGCGAUGCUCUCUUGUUAGUGCGCAGUGUUCCUCCGGCGAUAGUUUUCCGUCUCGUUAAAGUUCCUUGAAGCGGAGCGGCACAAUUCAAAAAGGAAGGGAGAGGUGUGAGAGUCAUUUUUUUCAGCCUCCCAACACCGCCGCAGAAGAAGUGCAUUUUUUUGGAGGGGAUGAAGAAACUCGUCUUCAGUUUCGUUUUACUUGUACUGUCUAAUAAAAUCUGAGUUUGAAAAUG
Messenger RNA from Labrus mixtus (cuckoo wrasse), 4446 nucleotides. It is a transcript of the gene rprd2a, whose product is annotated as regulation of nuclear pre-mRNA domain containing 2a. Gene Ontology annotation, biological process: mRNA 3'-end processing. The transcript is spliced from 10 exons. Gene Ontology annotation, molecular function: RNA polymerase II complex binding. NCBI's taxonomy places the organism in Eukaryota, Metazoa, Chordata, Actinopteri, Labriformes, Labridae. Bases 319 to 3525 code for a protein of 1068 amino acids. Gene Ontology annotation, cellular component: RNA polymerase II, holoenzyme. The record is from RefSeq and is a predicted model, not a curated record.